AUGUCACUUUUCCGCGGGGUUCGAGGUUUUCCUCGUAAUUUGCAUAUUCAGAGCCGGAAUCUGAACAAGUAUACCUUCUAUGACCUAGUAUGUGCCACACCGUCGCAUCCUAAACAACCGCUUGAAGCGGCGCUUAUGACCGAAGACGAACUAGACUCCCUCAAAAAGACCACUUCGAAUCGAUACGAGGGCAAUUACUCGGUGGGUGAGCUAACCGCAGAGCAGAAAAUGGCCCGGGUCUUUGGAGGCCGGAUCAAGGGAGAGUCACCGCGAUCUUCCAGUCGACUUUCGCGAGGAGAACCUCGAGUAAUUGCGGGGAUUUCGGUUCCAGACCGUCCGCCAGAGCCUGAUAAUUGUUGUAUGAGUGGAUGCAUCAAUUGUGUAUGGGAGCUCUUUCGAGACGAUGUCAAAGAUUGGAACAGUAAAAGAAAAUUGGCGGCAAAGAAGCUCCGCGAGAGAGGUGGCCGAUGGCCCGAGAAUUUCUACCCUCCGGUUCGUCACCUAGCAGACGAGAAUCUUCCGCUAUCCAUGGCAAAGAAUGCCAAGACAGUUCGUGAGAAGACGGAAAAGAAAAACGAAGAAGCCGAGUCGUGGGCCAAUGUACCGGUUAGUAUUCGAGUCUUUGCGGAGUUUGAAAAGAAAAAGAGUCAAAGGCGAAAGAACCAGGCUGAACACAACCAGGGUGAAAACCAAGCACAGUCAGCGUGA
Molecule: messenger RNA, 708 nt
Organism: Meyerozyma guilliermondii ATCC 6260
Lineage: Eukaryota; Fungi; Ascomycota; Pichiomycetes; Serinales; Debaryomycetaceae
Exons: 1
Coding region: 1-708 (235 amino acids)
Cellular component (GO): mitochondrion
Source: RefSeq, a predicted model, not a curated record